Drosophila suzukii is the source of this 1641-nucleotide messenger RNA. RefSeq names its product Glycerol kinase 1 (gene Gk1). Gene Ontology annotation, biological process: glycerol metabolic process; phosphorylation; glycerol-3-phosphate biosynthetic process. Gene Ontology annotation, molecular function: glycerol kinase activity. The record is from RefSeq and is a predicted model, not a curated record. NCBI's taxonomy places the organism in Eukaryota, Metazoa, Arthropoda, Insecta, Diptera, Drosophilidae. Gene Ontology annotation, cellular component: mitochondrion.
AUGGAUUCACCGACUUCCGAGACGUCCUCGCCCCCACCAGCGCCAACUGGUCCAUUCGUUGGGGCCAUCGACGAGGGAACCACCUCCGCACGGUUCAUCAUAUUCCGCGCGGGCACCGACGAGAUUGUGUGCUACCACCAGAUCGAGGUUGAGUCGAUUUUCCAGAAGGAGGGAUGGUGCGAGCAGGAUCCCAUGGCCAUAAUGAAUACGGUCAACGAGUGCAUUGCCGGAGCUUGCAAGAAACUCGUGGCCCUGGGCGGCAAAGUUAAGGAAAUCAUCACGAUUGGGAUAACCAACCAGCGCGAGUCCACCGUCGUCUGGGAUAGACAUACCGGCCAACCGCUGGUGAACGCCAUCAUCUGGUUAGACAACCGGACUACCAGCACGGUGGAGGAGCUGUUGGAGACGAUUCCGAACAAUGCAAGGAACAUUAACUACCUGCGACCCCUGUGCGGGCUACCUUUGUCGCCUUACUUUUCGGGCGUGAAGCUCCGUUGGCUGCGAGAUAACGUGCCGGUGGUCAGCCAGGCCAUGGAGAAGGGCACGGCCAUGUUUGGCACCAUCGACACAUGGCUGAUGUUCAACUUGACGGGCGGCAAGGACGGCGGCGUUCAUAAGACGGAUGUGACCAACGCCUCGCGGACCAUGCUCAUGAACAUAGAGACUCUCCAGUGGGAUCCCAAUCUUCUCAAGUUCUUUGGCCUGCCCAAGACCAUUUUGCCGGAGAUCUGUUCGAGCGCUGAGUUUUACGGCAGUAUAGCACAGGGCGUGCUAAAGGGCACCAGCAUAAGCUCAGACUUGGGCGACCAGCAAGCCGCUCUUGUGGGACAGCAGUGCCUCGCCAAAGGUCAGGCCAAGGCCACUUUCGGCACAGGAUGCUUCCUGCUUUACAACACGGGAUCAUCCAUCGUUCACUCCGGGCACGGGCUGCUCACUACCGUCGGCUACCAACUAGGCCGGAAGGCAACACCAUUUUACGCCCUGGAGGGCAGCGUAUCCAUUGCCGGCGCGGCCUUCAACUGGCUGCGCGACAACAUAAACCUUAUUCAGAACUCCGGACAGAUCGAGACCAUGGCCAGCACUGUGGACAACUCCUUAGACGUGUACUUUGUGCCAGCUUUCAACGGACUUUAUGCCCCCUACUGGAACCAAGACGCCCGGGGCGUUAUUUGCGGACUUAGUGAGGAAACAACAAGUGAGCACAUUGUGCGAGCCACGCUCGAGGCAGUGUGUUUUCAGGUCCGCGACAUACUCGAUUCGAUGCACAAGGAUUGCAAGAUUCCGCUGGCCAAGCUGAUGGUUGACGGGGGCAUGACUGUGAAUAACCUGUUUCUGCAACUGCAGUCCGACCUGGUCGGUAUUCAAGUGCUCCGGGCCAAGAUUGCGGAGACAACAGCGCUGGGAGCUGCAAUGGCGGCCUACAAAGCCGUCGAGAGUCGCUACCAAAUGGAUGCUCCACUCUCGAAGUCAGGUCCUCGUGAGGCAAUAAAGCCACAAAUUAGUGCAACCGAUCGCAACCUCCGCUACCAGAAGUGGAAAAUGGCCAUCGAGCGCUCUCUGAACUGGGAGACAUCGACCUUUCCGCAGGGCGAGCGCGAAGCCUUUGAUGGAGCGUAGACUCAACCCUUGUCUGGUAAUGUA